Messenger RNA from Danio rerio (zebrafish), 1734 nucleotides. It is a transcript of the gene zp3b, whose product is annotated as zona pellucida glycoprotein 3b. Gene Ontology annotation, biological process: binding of sperm to zona pellucida; egg coat formation; positive regulation of acrosome reaction. Lineage: Eukaryota; Metazoa; Chordata; Actinopteri; Cypriniformes; Danionidae. Gene Ontology annotation, cellular component: plasma membrane; egg coat. The record is from RefSeq and is marked provisional. Gene Ontology annotation, molecular function: structural constituent of egg coat.
GGGCGAUAGCAGCCUGUAUUUGCGGUUUAAUUAGUCAGCAGGCAAUAUGGGGUUCAGUAACACUUUAGCCUGGUUUAUUUCAGUGUUUCUCAUCGCUGAAUGUUACUCUCGCGUUCACCAUGGUCCACACCAUCACAGAGGAGGAUCUUCCGUGAGCCAGCAGCUGCUGAGCACCCAGUUUCAGGCGGCGGUGCCUCAGUUUCAGGCGGCGGUUUCUCAGUUUCAGGCGGCGGUACCCAAGUUUCAGGCGGCGGUUCCUCAGUUUCAGGUGACGAUUCCGCAGAUUAAGGAGACGCCAUUAACGGACCCGGUUCCUCCCCAGGCAGUGAUCGUGUACUGCCGUGCGGAGGCGAUAGAGCUCGUGAUAAACCCUGAUCUGUUAGCGGGCGGUCUGCCGGUGUUUGCCGAGGAGCUGUGGCUCGGGCCCGAAGCGUCUCCAACAUGUGGGGUUGUGUCAACGGGACCGGGACCGCUCACUAUACGGGCUUCACUCCAAGACUGCGGAACACAACUGUCUGUAAACGCAGACUCUCUGUUGUAUUCCAAUGUUGUUGUCUAUUCUCCUCUACCAUCUCCUGAUGGUGUAAUUUACACCAAUGGUGCAGCCAUACCUGUCCAGUGCCAAUACCGGAGACGGUACAGUGUUGACAGCGCAGCAGUGAGGCCUGCUUGGGUUCCAUUUGAUGCCUCCGUUUCAGCCACAGAUUAUCUGGACUUUAGUCUUCGGCUGAUGACUGAUGACUGGCAGUUUGAGAGGGGCUCAAAUGUCUUUUUCCUUGGAGAUGAGAUUCACCUUCAAGCUGCAGUUAGACUGGCCUAUCACCUGCCUCUGCUUGUGUUCAUCGACUGGUGUGUGGCUACACCAACUCCUGAUGUGGAUGCCAGUGAAGUCAAAUACUCCUUUAUAAAGCAUCAUGGAUGUCUUGCAGAUAGCAGGAGUCCGAACUCUAACUCCAUGUUCAUGCGGAGAACCGAAGGAAAUCAUCUAAACCUACAACUGGAUGCCUUUAGGUUUCACAAGUUCACAGGCAAUUUGGUGUACAUCCACUGUCACAUGAAGGCCAUCCCUGCUGCAUAUUCUGUGAGUGCUAAGAAUCGGGCCUGUUCUUUCAUUGACCAAAGGUGGCGGUCAGUGGAUGGAAAUGAUGAGGUAUGUAACACCUGUGAGCCGUCCAAACCAGUGGCGUCUGAACCAGAGCAGCUUUUCCACAUCGCACUGACCUCUCCAGUCCAGCAGCCUAAUUUGGCCCCCAAACCAGGGCCUGCUGGUUUCUUUAAUGUGAGACCAGGUCAGUCAGUGGAACCUUUCAAUGCUCUCAUACAGUCAAAGUCACCUGCCUUUGGUGGUCUGUCGAAGAGAGGGACUGACUCGAACAAAGAGUGGAUGAAAUUUGCAACCGUGGGUCCUCUGCUUCUGAAAUCAAAGCAAGAAACCAGUGUCCAGUCAGCUGGAGGCCCCCGGUUUGGCUUGGACAAUGUCUUUGCUGCAUCUUUCGUAGAGAAGCCAGUCUUCAACUUCACUGAGAUGAGACCUGUGGAGGAUGAGCUGGAACCGGCUCCAAGGUUUAGAAGCUUCAGUCCGUUACAGAAGAGCAUAUUUAAUGUUUCUGACCUUUUCAACUCUGAGGGAAGUGGGUUUGAGUAAUGACCCACUUUGGGGAAAAAACGAGCAUGAGGAGAAACGUUUAGUGACUGACCUUUUCUAAAGAGAAAUAAAAUGUUUUAUAAAAUCUC